AUGAUGCUUUUUUCUAGUCUCAUAGUCUUAGCAUCGACAGUCUUUAUCGGUACCAAUGCUCUCGCUCUGAGUACCACAACUACGCAUUCAAGCCCCAUUGCAGCUCCAACUAUUUUGCGGCGCGACGCGACUACCACUGCUUCACCUUCAUCCACAAGUCCACUUUAUUUCCUAACAACAAAUUACAUUACCAUUGCCGGGGUAACAAAUGCACAUGUGACUAACCCAGCCAAAACAGUCUCUUUUGCAGUUCCUACCUGCAUACAAACACUUACGCCGGACAAGAAUGGAUAUCUGCCUCCGGGUACAUGCAACGCUCUUUAUGACUACUAUCCUAGUUCUGCAUCAGCUGUAGCUGCAGCUGCCAUUUUCGGAAUCCUUACUCUAGCUCACAUCAUACAAGCAUUCUUUUACAAAAAGGUAUAUAGUUUCUUCAUAAUUUCAGCAUCCAUCUGGGGUCUCACGGCCUUCAUAAUCCGUAUUUUAUCAACCUACAACCAACAAGAUAACGUCCUUGAACUCACGUCGUCCAUCUUUGCCUUGACUAUCUCGCCCUUGAUCAGUGCCUAUUACUUCAUUCUCCUGGGUCACCUCGUACAUCAUUACCUCCCAAGUCGUUCUCUUCUCGGUAUUCGUCCUCAUCUCCUCGCGCUCCCAUUCUUAAUAUUCAAUGCAGCGGCCUUUGUGCUAGAAAUUGUGGGUACAUCAAUGAUGGAGAAGAGGGAUUUUGAACGAGAACAGAGGAAUGCCAAUCAUGUUUACAUUGGAGGCUUGAUCGUGCAGAUGCCAGUUACCUUUGUGUUCUUGGGCUUGCUUGUGGCAUUUUGGAGAGAGAUGGGUGUGCUGGGACAAAGGAGCGUCAUGGGAGCAGGGUGGAAGAGCUUACUGGGAGCAUUAUUUGGAGGGUUGUGUUUUAUCCUGAUCCAGAUAUUCUUCUCUCUCGCUCGAUUCUCUACUAGACAUAAGACAUCCAGUGCACUGUCCACCCAUGAAUAUUAUUUCUACAUCUUUGAAGUCACUCCAGCAAUUCUAGCUAUAAGCAUGAUGAACGCACUUCACCCUGGUCGAAUCAUGAUCGGAGAAGAGAAAAUGGAAAGUCUUUGGAGCAUUCUCACGUGUUGCUCGCCUUGCUGUAGAUUGAGAUUCAAAGCCAAAAAAACAGGGAUACGGGCUUGA
Molecule: messenger RNA, 1176 nt
Organism: Botrytis byssoidea
Lineage: Eukaryota; Fungi; Ascomycota; Leotiomycetes; Helotiales; Sclerotiniaceae
Exons: 3
Coding region: 1-1176 (391 amino acids)
Cellular component (GO): membrane
Source: RefSeq, a predicted model, not a curated record